GCCUUCUUCAAACCCCUUUUCUAAGAGUUUCCAUUCGAAUCAAAGCCCAGAAAGCACGAAAUCGAACUUCUUUGUUGAGUUUGGUGGCGGGUUGUUGUUGCAGAGAAUUUUUUUUUUCUUAAGCAAACUCCAAGUUCGAAGAGAGUUUCUUAUUCCACAAGGAGAAGAAAUAGAGUUGUGUUAUUAUGUCUUAGUUGUAUCAAAAGAAGAAAUGGGGUUGUCACAUGGAACUUGAUUGAAGGAAAUACAUGGUCUAAUGGGUAAACAAGGGCCACCGAGAAGUCCACGCCCAAAAUAUCAGAAUUCUAACAUUGCUUUUGGGGUGAAAGAUUAUCAGGUUCGAUGUUCAGACAGUUUACAGGGAAGUGAUCCUUCCAUUGGGAGGAGAAUUUUGGGUGGAGGUAGUGAUUGGAAUUCUAAAGUUCUAUUGCUUCGUGGGUUGAAAAAUGAUUGUGGGAAGAUUAGUCCAACUACAGGAAAGUCAGGAUGGCAUAAGGAGGUCACUCCAGCCUAUAUUAAUGAAGACCGACCGCCAGUGCAGAUGUAUGGCAGGCUUCUAAGUUUGGCUUCCAGUUCUCUUGUGGACAAUCAUAUUGCCAAAAAGAUGGGGAAAAAGGAAGAAGAAGAGAAUUGACAGAAUCACAUAUCUAUUCUGGUUUUAUAUAAUUGUUGAAAGGCAAUCGAAAUUCAGAAAAAAAGUAUACUCAUGGGAAUGCCUAAAAUUACACUUUCAAAUAAUAUACUCUGAGGGAAGAAUAAAGUGUUUCUAUGCAAGUUAGAAGAUAAGCUCUGCCAAAAGACCCUGUAGUUUAACUGCUUUUACUUGAGCAGUUGGAAAGGGAAUCAAGUAGUGUAAGCACA
Messenger RNA from Rubroshorea leprosula, 861 nucleotides. NCBI's taxonomy places the organism in Eukaryota, Viridiplantae, Streptophyta, Magnoliopsida, Malvales, Dipterocarpaceae. The record is from the annotation of a GenBank genome assembly.